Messenger RNA from Ophidiomyces ophidiicola, 3345 nucleotides. RefSeq lists its product as uncharacterized. The record is from RefSeq and is a predicted model, not a curated record. Gene Ontology annotation, biological process: intra-Golgi vesicle-mediated transport. Lineage: Eukaryota; Fungi; Ascomycota; Eurotiomycetes; Onygenales; Onygenaceae. Gene Ontology annotation, cellular component: trans-Golgi network; cytoplasm; endosome. Bases 1 to 3345 code for a protein of 1114 amino acids. The transcript is spliced from 4 exons. Gene Ontology annotation, molecular function: GTPase activator activity; protein binding.
AUGGGGAAUGUGAGCAGCAAAGUUGAUGACCCCGCCGUCCUCUAUCUCAAAGAUCAAACAAAGUUGACAAUAUCCUCCUUGAAAAUCACCAACCAACGCGGCAACAUUGUUCUCCAUGUCAACCCUAAUUCCUUCCCCGCAACUCGCGUUACAGCAAGGAGAGACGCGGGCGAUGAUGCGCCAGUGGAUUUUGUUCUUGACCCAGAUUCUUUGCCUACUAGCCCGCCUUCCUUUCUGCUACGAUUGACAAAUGAGGAUGAGUUGACAUUCCGAUUCACAUUUAUUAUUCGGCAAACUCAGAUGGCGCCAUCCACAACUGCUACAAUCAACGGCGUAGCGAGUACUCUGCCCGAAGCCUUUGACACAACACUCAAAGGUGUCACAUUUGCUCAUGCAUCAAACUCGAAGGAAUUGGAUAACUUAAUUACGCGAGAAUUCCACGCAAAUCCUAAUUUACAGAAUAAUUCGAAUGUUCGGCAUGUUGGUACCUUCUCUACAGAUGGUAGCCCUUCGGUGCAGUUUGAUUGGUCUUGGACAUGGAAACCUCCGAAACGUGCGGAGGACCGAGGUGGCGGGUGGAGAAACUGUUGCAGUUUUUUAGACUAUGACCAAAGAACCAACCGGCUGAAUACACUUGCUACAUUUACUUUCUGGGUUCAGAAUGUUGCUCGGCCUCUAUCUAGCCCGGUGAUGUUGUCCCCCAAGUUUGAGCUGGCUGUACCCCCGCGCAAUCGCAAUGUCUCCGCUCAGUCUGCCAUCUCACGAGCAAGUGAGUUGGAAUACGACUUAAACGCGCCUCCGUCUCCGGUUGACCCUGCGGAUCCAUUUCCCAACAGUUUACCGCCCUUUCCUGUUAAGCUGGAUAUCUGCCAGCGCCCAGGAGAGGAUAUGAGUGCAGUUGAGGAUGGGCCACUUUUUCGUGCAACAAUGAAAACGCUUGAGCAAAAGACAGGCAAUAUGCGAAUCAAGAUAAAGAAGCUUUUGAAAAAGGCGGAAUCUGCCCAUCAACGACAUUCUGCGUAUAUUGAAGCUAUGAGCGCUUUUAUCACAGCUCUAAACGAGGCUUCCACAUCCAACGCCAACGCGAUCCAGCCGGCUAUUGAGCAUUAUUUCGAUAAAAUUGCCAAAGAAAUUCUCAUGUGGGAGCAGAACAAUUUAAUGAAUCUCCAGAAGCUUAUCAUAGACCCGCUAACGAGACUGUAUAACAAUGAUAUCAAACAAGCUGAAGCGAAGAAGAAGGACUUCGACGAAGAAAGCCGGGAUUAUUAUGCUUAUGUCGGUCGCUAUCUAGGACAGCGUCAGGACUCACUCAAGGAGAAGAAACGAGCUGAGAGUGAUUCAAAAUACCAAACGAAAAGAAGAAAUUUUGAGUUGAAGCGUUUCGACUAUUCUUCCUUUAUGCAGGAUCUUCAUGGAGGCCGAAAAGAGCAGGAGGUUUUGUCGCAACUGACAAAGUAUGCGGACAGCCAGGCACAAAGCUACCUCUCUACGGCGAAGAAAGUGGAAGAAAUGGUCCCCGAGCUAGAAGCUUUGAAACACGAAGUGUUUGAAACCGACAAAGAAUAUCAAUUUCAGCGGACGGAACGUGAAGAAAAGAGAAGAGCGCUUGAACAAAGUACUAAAAAGUACAUUGAGCCCGAAGGCGUUCAUACCAGUGGUGUUCCGCCUGCCACACCAAAUGCGGGGCCUUGUACCUCUGAUUCGGACCUUGGUCGCGCAGACAGUAAUAGUUCCCAAGCGAAAGGGGUCGCCGGCGGCCGCCCCUCAUUCUCUUCAACUUCUAACCCCGGGACAGCUGCAUUGAGUUCUCUCAGUCCUUCGGGGCAGAAUCGGUUUAAAGGAAUUCGCGAUUUGGAAGAACGCGGCCAUUCUAAUAGUACUAUUGUGGACAAAACGAACGUGCAGCAAAAGAAGGAAGGUUUGUUGUGGGCGUUGUCGCGUCCUGGUUCUCAUAUUGACCCUAAAGGCAUUAAUAAACAGGCUUGGCAUAAAUUUUGGAUCGUCUUAGACCAGGGAAAGCUUUCAGAGUACAGUAAUUGGAAACAGAAAUUGGAUUUACACAUGGAGCCCAUAGAUUUACGGAUGGCGUCUGUUCGAGAGGCUAGAAAUGCAGAGCGGCGGUUCUGUUUUGAAGUCAUUACUCCGCAAUUCAAGCGCAUUUACCAAGCUACAUCAGAAGAGGAUAUGGGGAACUGGAUUACAGCUAUCAAUAAUGCUUUGCAGAGUGCUGUUGAGUCUGGUCGAGGAAUUCCUCCUCCUUCUACAGCCGACGGUUCGAGUCAUAAAGAUAUCGGAUCUGUUUUAACUGGAAAGACCACUUCAUCCUCAAACACGGCCAAUGUUAGUCGCAGGACGACGGUCGGAGCUCGCCCAAGCUACGUUAGGAAUGACAGCAGCUACGACGAUAAUCCUUCUAAAUUGCUUCAGUUAAUUCGCGACGCUGACCAAGGAAACAAUUGGUGUGCUGACUGCGGCUCAGCGUCAAAGGUGGAAUGGGUGUCCAUCAAUCUUGGUAUUGUUCUUUGCAUCGAGUGCAGUGGCAUUCACAGGUCCCUCGGAACUCAUAUUUCCAAGAUUCGAUCCCUUACAUUAGAUAUCCAUUCCUUUUCCAACGACAUUGUGGAGAUAUUGUUGCAAGUUGGGAAUAGGGUUAGUAAUAUGGUGUGGGAGGCGCUCCUGGACCCAACUUUGAAACCGACACAGCAGUCUACUCGGGAUCAACGGCUUAAGUUCAUCACGGCAAAGUAUAGUGAAAGAGCCUUCAUACGCCCGUUGUCACCGACGCUCUCGCGCUAUGGAACAGCAGACGAAACGCUCCUUGCAUCUAUCAAACAGAACGACAUCCAGGGUGUUCUUUAUGGGGUUGCCUUGCGUGCGAAUCUCAACGUACCUGAUCGAUCUCGAAAUACACAUGCAGUGUUCUUAGCUUUAGCAGCGGCAGACCCAGCAUCCCCUUCACACUCCAUGACAGGUCUGUCUGCUCAGUGCCACUCUCCUAAACCCUCAGCCGGAAUCAAAGCAAUUCCAUUUCCAAUCGCGGAGCUUUUGGUUCAAAACGGAGCCGAAAUUCCUCUAGAAAUGCCAGCAAUUCCAUUAUCACCCGCUGCCCAGCUGUACAUCAAUCAGCGAACCGGUCGAGUUGUUGGCAGUGGUACUGGGCCUGUGACUACCAGUGGAGGCGAUACACUAGGGGCAUUGCCGACUAUCCACGGCUCUGGUGCGGCAAUCAAUCCCCCCAUAUCCCCAUCCCCUGCUGAAAUGAACAGCAAGGAGCGGGAGAAGUUGCAUAAACGUGGAAGUGCGGGGGCUCGGUUUGCAGGCAAAGUCGCAUCUUUCGGGUCCUAA